AUGGAUCAGCACCAGGACUUCAUGAAUUCCGACCAAGACAGCAUCUCGGUCCAAAACAACGCUGGGGAAAACAUUGCCUCAGCAAUGGCUGACAUGACUGUCAGUGACCAGCAAGACAUGAAGAACGGAAUGUCAGCACACGCGGGACCAGGGGACGCCCCUGCUAAAGAGGAGCUCACGGCCGGGGGGCUCAGUCCUCGAGAGAGCGGACGGAGCAGCAGCACCGCCGGCUCUUUGGAGGGAGGGAGCCAGGACGGGGAGAGGGCAGGGUCUGCGAGCCCACGUCCGUCACCCUUAUCCCCGACUACCCCCGACCUGGUUGGGAAGGUCGCGUUAAGCGACUUUGGGACGGAGAGGUACGAGAGCCAAGUAAAGAAAAGCCCGUCGGACAAGAUCUCUGACCGCCACAGUGCCAGUGGCUCUGAGGAGGAGGAGGAGGAAGAGGAAGAGCAAGAUGAAGAGAGACAGGUUCAGGGGGAUAAGCUGGAGACUCUCAGGUCAACCAGUGAGGACGGAUUGCGGUCUGCCUUGAGUGCUGGGCAGCCUCCGCACCUUUUGAAUAUGGAAGACCAGGAGGAGGAGGACGAAGAAGAAGAAGAGGGAACAUUCAGAGCUCCAGUCACUCCAGAUUUGUCAGCUGAGAGAGAAACAAAGGGUUUGAAAGAAAAGGAUGGGGAUGCAGACCUUCAGGUAACGAUGAGCCCAGAAGACGACAAAAAACGAGUCCUGUCUUUUGACUACACAGAGCCCCAAGACCGCCACCCUGCGGGUUGGGAAAAUGGAUCUGACAAGACACCUCCAGAGAGCAAGAGCCCUGAUUCUUGCAGGGCUGAUCCAGGCUCACCUUUCUCCCCCAAGGCAGGAGUUGACCAAACCCAAGAAGAAUCUCCCUUAACCGACCGCCAUCCGCAGGUACAUGAGAAAGAGGAAGUACAGGAGGAGGAAGAGCGGAAAGAAGCGCCCAUUCCCCCUACUUCUCAAGGCACGUUGGUGCCCAAAGUUGAUUUGGAACCUACCAAGGUCGAAAAGCAGGAGGUACAAGAGGAGAAGGUAAAGGAGGAAACUCCAGAGAGGUACCUGGAGACUGCGCAUGAGGCACUUAUUGAUGCGGUGAAGGCAGCACAGGUUCCCCAGGUUCCCAAACCAAAAGCAGAAGCUGCUAAAGACAAAGGUAAAGUCAGUGCUGCAGCACCAGUUAAAGGAGCUCCCGUCAAAAAAGCAAAGAAACCAGCUGCAGUGCCAUCCGCUCCAUCCCCCAAGGUCGUCACACAAAGCCCGAAAACUCCCCAAAAAGAUGCCACCCCAGGCAGAAAACCUGGUACCCAGAUCAAAGCCAAAACAGGAGCGGGACCAGGGAAGGAGGCGGCGGCAGACAAAAAUGCCAAGGCCGGUGACACGAGGACAAAGGCACCAGCUGGCACCAAGGCCCAGGGGGCUGGAAGCAGAAUUCCAGCUGUUUCCAGGACAGAGGAGAGGAAAGCUGGAGCAGUCUACAUUGAAAGAGCUGACUCACCCAAGACCCCAGACCGUAGUGGAUGCAGCAGUCCUGCCACGCCCAAGUCUCCCGGCAGCCGUUCCAGCACCCCAGGGGGUCAAGUGAAGAAAGUGGCAGUGGUUCGUACCCCUCCCAAAUCUCCAGGGUCCAUGAGGGGCCGCACCCCUGCCCCCAUCGUCCCCAUGCCGGAUCUGAAGAACGUUAAGUCGAAGAUCGGCUCCACAGAGAACAUCAAGCACCAGCCAGGAGGCGGCAAGGUUCAGAUCGUACACAAAAAGUUGGAUUUGAGCAAUGUCCAAGCAAAAUGUGGCUCCAAGGACAACAUUCGCCAUAAACCAGGUGGGGGAAAUAUUGAGAUCAAAUCUGAGAAGCUGGAGUUCAAGGCUCAGUCAAAAGUUGGAUCUCUUGGCAACAUCACUCAUGUUCCAGGUGGCGGCCAGAGAAAGAUUGAGAGCCACAAACUGAGUUUCCGUGAGCAGGCGAAAGCACGCACCGACCACGGAGCGGAGAUCGUGUACAAGUCCCCUGUAAUCUCCACGGAUGGCUCGCCGCGUCGCCUCAGUAACGUGUCUUCCUCUGGCAGCAUCAACAUGACGGAAUCGCCGCAGCUCUCUUCGCUAGCUGAUCAGGUGUCUGCGUCUCUCGCUAAACAAGGGCUGUAA
Chanos chanos (milkfish) is the source of this 2157-nucleotide messenger RNA. It is a transcript of the gene maptb, whose product is annotated as microtubule-associated protein tau b. Gene Ontology annotation, biological process: microtubule cytoskeleton organization; neuron projection development. The record is from RefSeq and is a predicted model, not a curated record. The transcript has 9 exons. NCBI's taxonomy places the organism in Eukaryota, Metazoa, Chordata, Actinopteri, Gonorynchiformes, Chanidae. Gene Ontology annotation, cellular component: neuron projection. Gene Ontology annotation, molecular function: microtubule binding. The coding region runs from base 1 to 2157 and encodes 718 amino acids.